AUGAGUGUUCACGUUAAGAUCAAUGAUGAAAACAAGACUCCAUGGGAAGAUAUCAUUGAUGACAUAGAGAAUGACCUUGAUGAAAACAUGAUAGGAGCUCAAACGUCAGUUAAGGUCAAACUUGGUGAAGUUCAAGAAAAGAUUUCCGAGAUCAAUGCAAAAAUAUCAACACUUAAAGAGGUUGACGUUUAUUACAAAGCUUGGAGAGAACUUUAA
Molecule: messenger RNA, 216 nt
Organism: Trichomonas vaginalis G3
Lineage: Eukaryota; Parabasalia; Trichomonadida; Trichomonadidae
Exons: 1
Coding region: 1-216 (71 amino acids)
Source: RefSeq, a predicted model, not a curated record